Messenger RNA from Parnassius mnemosyne (clouded apollo), 708 nucleotides. The record is from the annotation of a GenBank genome assembly. Lineage: Eukaryota; Metazoa; Arthropoda; Insecta; Lepidoptera; Papilionidae.
AUGUCGUCGCGAGUAUAUCCGAAAGUGUGGAGCGAAUUUGAGAGACAGGUUGAAGAUGGUCGUAUAUUGAAAUUUGCGAUCGAAGAUAUUCCAGAGGAUAUGUGGAAAACGGCAGUAGAAUUUAUGUUAGGAAGCUAUAUCAAAGAAGACGUUUGGUGGAUGACAGCAGGUACAGCCGACGACCCAGAGGCAAUACAAGAAUAUCGCGUGCUACUGACGGCAAUCGUUGAGCAGAAAAUGAGUUUAGCUUGCUUUCUCACUGAAGGCGACGGCACGGGCCAUACACUCGUCGGAGUAAACAUGUGCAUGCCCCAGGAAAAAGAUCGCUUUGUUGAACACAAUCCGCCAAAAUCCAAAGCUGGCAUUAUGUCGCUUCGCAUGUUCUCAGAAGCGACCAAGUUUACUGUGAUAUAUGACAAAUACGACGUAAAUACGUAUCUUAUGGGGGCUGGACUUUCUGUGGCACCAGAAUACAGAAGCCUGGGUAUCGCCGUAGAGUUACUGAAAGCCAGGAAAGCGUUGGCAAAGGAACUGGGAUUUCGCGUGACUGGAGGUAUAUUCACAAGUGUUUCAGCUCAAAAAUCAGCUGAAAAAGCAAGCAUGGAAUGUCUAUUUAAGAUAUCUUAUAAGCAAUUUGGAGAGCAAUGCAACAUUGAAUUUAAUUCGGAUACCGAGGAUUUGAAGAUAUAUGGUACUAGUGUUGAAUAA